This is a messenger RNA of Nicotiana attenuata, 924 nucleotides long. Its product is annotated as eukaryotic translation initiation factor 5B-like. The transcript has 2 exons. Lineage: Eukaryota; Viridiplantae; Streptophyta; Magnoliopsida; Solanales; Solanaceae. The record is from RefSeq and is a predicted model, not a curated record. Bases 105 to 743 code for a protein of 212 amino acids.
CUCUCCCUAUCUAACCAUCCUCUCCUCUUUCUCUCUCUUCUCUGGGUUCAGCUCUCUCUCAGAGCAAAAUAAAAAACAUCUUUAGAGGGGGAGAGAGGGAAAGAAUGGGUGCCUGUGCUAGCAAGCCUAAAGUGUUGAAUGGUGAAGCCCCAGAAGUCGUACCAGAAAAUGUCCCUGCCAAGGAUGUUACGGUUGCGGCUGAAGAAGAGGUGAAGAAGGAGGAGGGUGUCAUUGUGGAUGAUGAUGCCGACAAAUGCCGAUCUCUCAAUAACUUGCUCAAUAAUGAAGAGGGGAAGGGAUUGGCAGAAGAGAAAGAAGAGACAUCAGUGCAAAAGGCUAGUGAAGUACCGGCGGAGGCCGAGAAAGAAUUAGAAUUAGUUGAGAAAGUUGUCGAUGAAACUGCGAAAGCUGAUGCUGCUUCUAUUGAUGAGAAGAAAAUAGAGGAAGUAAAAUCAGAAACCUUGGAUGUGGAGGAAGUAGUAAAACCAUCAUUGGAGAGUAUUCCAUCACCUGCAGAGAAUAAAGCAGAUGAAGAGAAAGAAGCUCCUGCAGAAAAGACAGUUGAGGAAGUACAACCAAAAACAGAGACUAUUCCUGCAAAUGAAAAACCAGCCACUGAAGAGAAGAAAAUAGAAGAGAAAUCAGCUCCCGAGGAUCCAAAAUCUGAAGCUUCGUCUGUGGAGAUUAAAAAAACAGAAGAGAAACCAGCUACAAAGAAAAGCAAGUUUUGGUGGGAUAAGUGAACCAAAUUCACAAGUCAUGGCUACUGAUGUUAUCUUUAACAAGUUCUCUUGAGCAUGAUUUAUUUUAUUUUUACUGUUGAAUAUCAUUCUCAUUUGAUGAAAUUGGUAACGUUGUAUUUUCACCUUCGAAUUCAAAUACUCCAUCGUUUUUCCAUUCUAUACAAAUAUAUUUUCAUUAUUA